UGACUUCCUAUUUAACUAGAGUUUUCAAAUUAGUUUUGAAAGAAGAUAUGAAAAGGCUUGUAAAAGGUUGAGAGAUAGUUAAGAUUGAGUUUUGAGAAACACAUUGAAAGAUAGCAAGUGAGAAAAAACUCAAAUUGUAAAAGUGUCCCUAUUAUUCUUGCUCAAGUGAAAUGCAUAUUCCAUUUAAUUUUUUUUUUUUUUUUUAAUUUUAUAUUUUCUAAUUUAAUUGUUUGUGACUGAAUUAUGUUUAAGUUGUGUUGUAGAUUACAACAAAGUUAACAUACAUAACAACUUACUACUGACCCAAGUAACAAAGAAAACUCAAAUGUCAUUCAAACUCAGAAUUUCUUUCCCCAAAAGACCCACCACAUCGUACUACUCCGCCGAACAAGUUGGCAACAACGACGACCUCCUCAACCAAAUACUCCUCCGCCUUCCCAUAAAGUCUCUCCUCAAAUUCAAAUCCGUAUCCAAACACUGGCUUUCCCUCAUCUCCAACCCCAACUUUUCUCACCGCCGUAGCCCUUUUCCGACCGCCGCCUCCGGCCUCUUUCUUCAAACCUCAAGAUCAUGUGCCAACAGCCCAGAAUUCAAUUUCGUUGACUUUGACCCUUCUUCCUCCUCUUUUGUGGCCCCUUUUAAGUCUCUCACCUUUGUCAACGACCUUUACGGAAUCACAAUCAUACAGUCCUGUAAUGGGUUACUCCUCUGUUCCACAGCUUUCUACUCAAGAAGAAAAAGCUUCUACAUUUACAAUCCCACUACGAAGCACUAUACGACACUUCCUCCGCUGUCGUUUCCUCGUGGAACUUUCACCUGGUCCGUAUGGGACAUCGUCUUAGCUUUCGAUCCUUCCAAAUCUCCUAAUUACAAAGUCGUUUGUUUGACUAUAUGUAACAACAACAACGACAACAACAAUGUGGUCGUUGACGAUCAAUUUCAGAUUCAAAUUUAUUCCUCUGAGACUGGCCCUUGGAGACCUUGCUCUUGCUCUGUACAAGUACAACCUUUUUCUUUAUCACACCUUACAAAUUUAGUAGCCAUUAGUGGGGUUUUCUGCAACGGGGCUAUUCACUGGCUAAAUCGUUAUGGAACUUCACUGUAUUUCAAAGUUGAUGAAGAGAAACUUUACCAAAUGCCAUCAUUUCCUGUGCUUGAUAAUUCUGAUGUCAUCAAUGGGGAUUUCAAGUAUGUUGGUGAGUCCGGGGACCGUUUACAUGCAGUUAUUUGCUUAAAUGGGAUAACAGAUAAUUAUUUGGAAGUAUUUGAGAUGGAAAAGGAUUAUUCUAGAUGGGUUUUGAAGUUCAAAGUUGAUCUUGCUGAAAUUUCAAAUAUAAUUCCUGAGGUUAUCUAUGAUAAUACUCUUUUAGUACUCUGCUUUGUUGUUGGUGGUGAGUUUUCCGAAGAUUCAUUUUUGGUGCUGAUGAUUUUUGAUAUAGUUUUCCGAUAUGAUUUAAAGACUGGAACUUUCUACAAACUGUGUGUCAACAAUCAUCAGCCUGUGUGGUAUGUGAAAAAUUAUCAGUACAUAGAGAGUCUAGCUUGUGUUUGAUUUCAAGUUUUUAAAGUGUUGAAAAUAUUUAUUAGUUCGGGUUUCUGAUGUGAUAUGCCAAAUGGGGGUUGUAAAUUCUUUUGUAAAAUUCUGAAAUUAGUGCCUUUCUUAUAUAGUUUAUGAUCGUAACAAAUGUAUAAUUAUGAAGGAGACUACCACUGAAGAUUGGGCGGGUUGAUUAGAUUUUGGGUUAAAAAAAAUUAUACUCAAACCCAGCCCAUUCACGUGUUGCAGGUUGGCGGGUUUUGGAUUCACGGGUUGGCAGGAUGGCAAAUUCGA
This is a messenger RNA of Cannabis sativa, 1831 nucleotides long. RefSeq names its product F-box protein At5g07610-like. Bases 326 to 1552 code for a protein of 408 amino acids. The record is from RefSeq and is a predicted model, not a curated record. The transcript has a single exon. Gene Ontology annotation, molecular function: protein binding. NCBI's taxonomy places the organism in Eukaryota, Viridiplantae, Streptophyta, Magnoliopsida, Rosales, Cannabaceae.